This is a messenger RNA of Salvia miltiorrhiza (redroot sage), 552 nucleotides long. RefSeq lists its product as uncharacterized. The record is from RefSeq and is a predicted model, not a curated record. The coding region runs from base 1 to 552 and encodes 183 amino acids. Lineage: Eukaryota; Viridiplantae; Streptophyta; Magnoliopsida; Lamiales; Lamiaceae. The transcript is spliced from 2 exons.
AUGUGUUGUGAAUUUUAUGACAGUGGCAAGUUCAUAUCGUUUCGAUCCACCUCCACCACGCCCGAGGAAGAAGCAGGCAGUGGGUCCAACAACGACAUCAACGUGCUCCACCAGUCCACGCUAUUCAACGAUGUUUUAGUGGGGCAGGAAGCGGCUGUGCACUUUCUCGCCAACAAUUCUCACCACACUCAAGGAUACUACUUAACAGACGGUAUCUAUCCGGACUGGCCGGUGUUCGUGAAGAGCUUCCAGUUUCCGAACGAUGAGAAGAAGCGGAGGUUCAAGGUGAUGCAAGAAGCUGCAAGGAAGGAUGUGGAACGAGCUUUCGGUGUUCUUCAGGCUCGGUGGGGUGGAAAUGCAAGUAAUUUUGACGGUGACGACGGCGAGGGACCAAGUUCUACUCCUCAAACACAAUUCAAUUCCGGAGCACCACCGGAGUUCGCCGCCUAUUUGGCACGGAAUGCAAGCUUGAAGGAUGCACGAUUGCAUGCUCGCCUCCGCGAUGAUUUGGUUGAGCAUAUAUGGGCACGCUUUGGUCCGGUUGACCCGUAG